AUGGAAGGCGGAAAUCCUCUAACCUGCACCGAGGUAACAGCUCAGUGUCCUGUCCAGGCCUCAAUCUACGGGUACUAUCCGAACCGGCCGAUUAACGCUGCACUGGUUGUUGUCUUUGGCAUUCUCAUGCUCGUCCAAGGAUGGCAGACUUUCAAGUACAAGACUUACACCUACAGCUUUGCCAUGACCGUCGGCUGCCUGGGUGAAGCAAUUGGCUAUGUCGGUCGAAUCAUCCUCCAUGACAACCCAUUCUCCUCGACCGGUUUCCAGAUGCAAAUUACCACGCUCAUCAUGGCUCCCGCAUUCUUCAGUGCGGCCAUCUACCUUACUCUCAAGCAUCUCUGUCUUGCCCUGGGGCCGAAUUUGUCUCUGCUCAAACCCCGCUUCUAUACCUGGAUCUUCAUCGGUGUCGAUCUGCUAUCACUCACGCUUCAGGGUAUCGGCGGUGGUCUGGCAGCGACCGCAAAGCAGAACAAGGCUCAGCAGGACGCUGGUACGAACGUUAUGAUUGCAGGUAUUGUCUGGCAGGUUUUCACGUUAACCGUCUUCGGCUUCCUUGUCGCCCAUUUCUUCUGGAGACUGAGGAGCGAGAGGAGGCACGGUGCCAACCCAACGGCGAAACAGCUUUGGGGCAGCAGGAAGUUUAAGCUCUUCCUUGGAAGUACUACCGUUGCUUUCCUCUUUAUCUUCAUCCGAUGUGUCUACAGAAUCGCUGAGAUGGUCGGCGGCUGGAGAAACGAGAUCAUGCAGGACGAAGUCUCCUUUGUGGUUCUUGAGUCCUUCCUCUGUCUGAUUGCUGCUCUGCUCAUGACAGUUUUCCACGCCGGAGACUGCUUCCCCCAGAUGAGAGGCGACUUCGUGGCUACCAAGUUUGCCGAUUCUCUUCCCUUGUCUUCGGUCGAUACCUCAUAUACUGCGGUUCACAAGCAGCCGCUUAUGCCUGGCGAAGAUCAUUGA
Molecule: messenger RNA, 957 nt
Organism: Nannizzia gypsea CBS 118893
Lineage: Eukaryota; Fungi; Ascomycota; Eurotiomycetes; Onygenales; Arthrodermataceae
Product: sphingoid long-chain base transporter RSB1
Exons: 4
Coding region: 1-957 (318 amino acids)
Cellular component (GO): fungal-type vacuole; plasma membrane
Source: RefSeq, a predicted model, not a curated record